Miscanthus lutarioriparius is the source of this 1230-nucleotide messenger RNA. NCBI's taxonomy places the organism in Eukaryota, Viridiplantae, Streptophyta, Magnoliopsida, Poales, Poaceae. The record is from the annotation of a GenBank genome assembly.
AUGAAAGGCAAGGGCCCUAGGAGCGAGCAGGCGGACCGGUUCGCGGGCGUGGUGAGAACUGUCCUGUGCCACCACGGCGGCGUAGGCGUCAACAGAUUAUUUUUCGCCCUCCCGCUCACAUGCUGUUGCCACGCCGCCGAGCUGGACCAAGUUAUGGAGUUCGUGGCAGCAGCCAGGACACGGCACCUUGGAUUUUCGCUCGCCAACAACCACUGCAGCGAGCACGCUGGGCCACCUUACGACUUCCCCCACUGGCGUUUCGCCGGCGGUCAUCUGCAAAGGCUACUCCUGUGCGAGGUUGGUCUCGCCAUGGCACCGCAGAGGAACCUCGAGGGCCUGGCACAACUGACAUAUCUUGACCUCACCUGCGUCGCAGUGGAUGACGGCGGUGUCGCGAACAUCCUCUCCACUUGUGGCGCGCUCAUCACCCUCUAUCUUCAGCAGUGCCAGCAGCUUGUCCGCGUGAACAUGUCGCACGCCCGUCUGCGUGUGCUGGACGUCCGUCAAUGUGGUAAUUUGAAGAGCAUAACUAUACAAUCAAGCACCCUGAUCCAGUUGGUGUACAAAGGUCACAAAGUCGACAUCAAGUACGGCCACACGCCAGCCAUCCUGAAGCUCAGGAUCUUGUUCUGCAUGGCGAACGAAUGCCCACUUGACUGCGUCGGCAGUGCAGGAGCCCUCCCCAACCUCAAGCAGCUUUUCUUGGAGUUUCCUUCGCCUCUGCAUGCCGCCACUUCUACCCAGCUCCAAGGUGUACAGCACAAUUGUUGGUUUGCGGGCCUGAACCAAAUCGUGCUGCUCCUCAAGACCCCAUGGAAAGAGCUUAUCAGCUCAGUGGCUUACCUCCUCAUCGCCACACCUUUGGUCAAGGAGCUGCGUGUCGAGACUUACAGCAACCUGCCAGCGUCACCACCGAACAGCCUGAUGAUCCAAUGGCCACAGCGCUGCUCGAUGAAGAAGCUCCAGAGCAUCAUCAUCGGUGGAUUCAGCGGGGAGCCGGAGCUGAUGGAACUAACAUUUUUCCUCCUGCAAAGGUCUCCGGCGCUCCGGACACUGGCCAUCGACACGCACAGGCGGCAUCUUCAACCUGGCUACAAGGCCUGGAACAGAGAGGCGUGCUUGAAGAGAGAGGAGGCGGAAGACCAUGUGAGGUGCUACUACGCAAGAGGUGUUGCGUGGACAGACUUGGUGCCGAAGAUCCAAUCAACUGUCAAGUUCACCAUCCUCUGA